This is a messenger RNA of Grus americana (Whooping crane), 1869 nucleotides long. It is a transcript of the gene SERHL2, whose product is annotated as serine hydrolase like 2. The record is from RefSeq and is a predicted model, not a curated record. Lineage: Eukaryota; Metazoa; Chordata; Aves; Gruiformes; Gruidae.
AUGGCGGCACCCCCACCCCGCCGCCUCUCUCGGGCCGUGGCGGCCCCGGGCCGGUGGAGCUGCAGGAGGCUGAGGCCCGGAGCUCCCCGGGGAGGCGGGGAGGAGGGCGGUGGCCGUACCGGCCCGCCCCGCCGCCGCGCCGCGUCCUCCUGCCACGGCCUUGCUCCACCGUACCGGGCAGAGAGAGCGAGCUCUGGGCCAUUAACAGGAUCCCUGGGACCUGCUCCGAGCACGUGCCUCUCCAGGGAUAUCACUUGUGAGCACUCUAUUUUAGGCAUGUUCUCAGAGUUGAAGUUCCCUGUGCCCUGGGGCCACGUGGCAGCCAAAGCCUGGGGACCCUCGGAAGGACACCCGGUGCUGUGCUUGCAUGGCUGGCUGGACAACGCCAACACCUUUGACAAGCUCAUUCCAUUGCUCCCCAGAGAUUGCUAUUAUGUGGCAAUGGAUUUUUCUGGCCAUGGCUUGUCAUCCCACCGACCUGCAGGCUCCCCCUACCAUUUUCUGGAUUACGUAAGCGACGUGCGCCGGGUGGCAGCAGCUUUGCAGUGGAGACGGUUCACCCUGAUGGGUCACAGUAUGGGUGGGUCUGUGGCAGGAAUGUUCUGCUUCCUUUAUCCUGAGAUGGUGGAUAAGCUGAUCCUGCUGGAAAAUCUUGGCUUUCUGCUGGCUCCAGAGGACACUGAGGCAUGGCUGAAAUCAAAACGGAUGGUGAUUGACAGAUUACUGAGUCUAGAGGCAAAGCAGCAAACUCCCAAAGCACGGAGCCCUGAAGCAGCAUUGCAGAGGCUUUUAGAAGCAAACAGACAUCUGACAGCAGAGGGUGGGGCAAUCCUACUGCAGCGAGGAGCAACUGAGACACCCGCUGGGCUGGUGUAUAACAGAGACAUGAGAGUGCGUACGCAGAGUCGAGAGUCCUUCACAGUGGAGCAGUGCGUGAAGCUUCUGCAGAAGAUUAAGGACCAUGUUCUCAUCAUUAUAGCACAAGAUGGACUCUUGGUACCACACAAGCUAGACAGCAGAAAUCACUUUGUGAAAGCCCUGCGGGAGGCAUUCGAGUCUACUCUCAAAGAGCAUAUCCAGCUAGUAGAGGUGCCUGGGAGUCAUUUUGUGCACCUGAAUGAGCCCGAGGUGGUGUCUGGGAUCAUCAGCAACUUCCUGACAGCACAGAACACCAGAGCCAGGCUCUAGGAAGAAGCAUCACUGCUGCAGCAGUCCAGGAGAACAGGGAGCUAAGCAACAGGCUCUGGAGGAAUUGUCACCAUUCCUACUUGACAUCCAACACCAGUUUCAUGAUACCCUUCCCUAAGGUUAGCUCAGUGCAGAGUGGAAGCAGGUCUGCCGGUGGUUCCCUGGAGGAGAGCUGUGCAGAGUAUCAUCUCGGUUGUCAAAGGGAAGAGGAAUCCUGCGAGUACAGUGAUGGCUGCCCAGAGCAGCCUUCCCCUUGCUUGCUCCUAACUUGCACCCUGGAAUGGAGCAUGAAUGCAGGCAGGGGCAUCCUCUGUGGGAACAGCAGCACCAGCUGUGAUGUUGCAAGAGAUGGGUGGCUCAUCAUACCUCCUCCCUGAGGGUGGGGUGACCAGCCUCUCCCAGGAUUAGACCUACUGAAAAACCAGGGAAGUGUUGUCCUCCUCUGCUUGCUUCCACAAGUGCCUGAGCUCAGAGGGCCUCAGUGUCUCUGUUCUACUGUGAGAGCUGCUGCUUUUUAAAUCGGCUUAAAUAAGAGCUCACCUAGGCACAGAAGGCCAUUUUAAUGAACUCCUAGGGAAUGAGUCACUAAUCCCCUAGAUGAAGCAGCUGGGAGAACUAUUAAUAAUGGAAAAGUUGGCAGAUUAUUGCUGUCCAUCUAAAUAAAGAUUGAUCUGCUGUUAA